AGACAUUUUCCACAGAUUUGAGAGAGAGAGAGAGAGAGAGAGAGAGAGAGAGAGAGCAUACAGAUUUGAGUUUUCUCAGAAGCAAAUCAAUGAGGACAUAGAUACAGUCACAGUUAGAGAGAGAGAGAGAGAGAGAGAGAGAGAGAGAGAGAAGACGCCAUGACAGCUCGGAAGAGAGCCACAUCAGAGGCCGCCUCCACCGCCGCCGCCGCCGCGAAGCCUCUGACGACGGACCCUCCAAUGGCCCCAUCGAAGGCGGGCCAAAUCCUGAAAGUAUCUCUCAUCUUCUUUGUCCCGUACUUGUACCUGAUAUUGUCUCACUACAACAUCGAGCCCGACCUCAAGCGAUCCAUCCUCAUCAGCGCCGCAGUCAGCUCCGCUGGAUUCUUUCUGACCCUAGCCAUGAUCCCCGUGGCGUCUAGAUACGUGUUGAGGCGCAAUUUGUUCGGUUACGAUAUCAAUAAGAAAGGCACCCCUCAAGGCUCUGUCAAAGUGCCUGAGUCACUGGGUAUUGCUGUUGGGAUUGUUUUCUUAGUGCUAGCAAUCUUGUUUCAGUACUUCAAUUUUACAUCAGAUUCAAUUUGGCUUGUUGAGUACAAUGCGGCAUUGGCAUCAAUCUGCUUCAUGAUGUUGCUUGGAUUUGUUGACGAUGUCUUGGAUGUCCCUUGGAGAGUGAAACUUGCACUGCCAUCAAUUGCUGCUCUUCCUCUUUUGAUGGCCUAUGCUGGGCAUACAACUAUUAUUAUACCAAAGCCUCUCAUUCCUUACGUUGGACUUGAGAUUUUGGAUCUAGGGUGGAUAUAUAAGCUUUAUAUGUGGCUUUUGGCCAUUUUUUGCACAAACUCUAUCAACAUCCAUGCUGGUUUGAAUGGCUUAGAAGUUGGGCAGACAGUUGUGAUCUCGUCUGCUAUCUUGGUACAUAAUGUAAUUCAAAUUGGAGUAUCUUCUGACCCUGAGUAUAAACAGGCCCAUGCAUUCUCUAUUUACCUUGUUCAACCAUUACUUGCCACUUCUUUGGCUUUACUUUCCUACAACUGGUAUCCUUCUUCAGUUUUUGUUGGUGACACCUACACCUACUUUGCUGGAAUGACUAUGGCUGUAGCUGGCAUCCUAGGCCACUUUAGUGAAACACUCUUGAUAUUCUUCCUUCCUCAAGUUUUGAACUUCCUCCUAUCACUCCCUCAGCUUUCUGGCUACAUUCCUUGUCCACGGCAUCGUCUUCCAAGGUUUGACCCUCAGACAGGACUCCUGACUGGUACAAAUGAUGGAACGCUCGUGAAUUUGUUCCUCAGACAAUUUGGACGGAUGUCAGAGAAGUCACUUUGCAUCCUUCUACUUGUUUUCCAGGCCAUCUGCUGCUGCUUCUGUUUCAUGCUUAGAUGGUUACUCACUGGUUGGUACAAAUGAGACAGCAACACUGGAAAACUUACUAACAGUUGGCGGUUCCUCAUCGGUGGUGUUCAUUAAAGUGCAGGACUAUCUCAUCACGCAAGUGUGUUGUAUAUUUUAAUUCUUCUGUUGGAAAGAGUAACUCUAGGUAAGUUGGUAGGAAACAUGAAUAUGUUACAGUUUGAGCGGUGUUGACAUGAUUACCAGCAGAAUUUUGCACAUUUGAGAUGACAACCUUGACAUUGGUUUAAAAGUUCAAAAGGUGAAGAUUGUUAAAUCUCUUUUCAUUCA
This is a messenger RNA of Rhododendron vialii, 1680 nucleotides long. RefSeq lists its product as uncharacterized. Gene Ontology annotation, cellular component: membrane. Gene Ontology annotation, biological process: protein N-linked glycosylation; dolichol-linked oligosaccharide biosynthetic process. The transcript has 11 exons. The coding region runs from base 160 to 1407 and encodes 415 amino acids. Gene Ontology annotation, molecular function: UDP-N-acetylglucosamine-dolichyl-phosphate N-acetylglucosaminephosphotransferase activity. NCBI's taxonomy places the organism in Eukaryota, Viridiplantae, Streptophyta, Magnoliopsida, Ericales, Ericaceae. The record is from RefSeq and is a predicted model, not a curated record.